AUAGUUUGAAAGAUGUCCGCAAUAACUAGAACAGAAUUGGAUGGUAUAAAGAAAAUUUCUUCAGGGAAAGUACGCGAGCUGUUUGAUCAUAACGAUAGUCUACUCUUCGUUGCUACCGACAGAAUAUCCGCAUUCGACGUUAUCUUGUCUUCCGGUAUUCCAGGAAAGGGUAAACUACUCACUCAGAUUUCUAAGUUCUGGUUUGAUAAGCUAUUCCCUAUCACACUCUCAGACGGCACACAAGUUAACCACCAUUUGAUAGAGAGUGAUGUAGAAAAGAUGCAACUCCCUGCUCAGUCAAUAGAUAGCCUCAGAGAUCGUACUUUACAAGUUAAGAAGUGCGAAAUCGUUAAGAUAGAAGCCAUCGUUAGAGGUUACAUCACAGGAUCUGCCUGGAGCGAAUAUAAGAAAUCUGGUACUGUAAAUGGCCAGGCUAUCAGAGAGGGUAUGAGUGAGAGUGAGAAAUUCGACGAACCGCUCUUCACACCAUCCACGAAGGCAGAUAUGGGCGAACAUGACGAGAAUAUCUCAGUGGAAGAAUACAAAAAGAGAGUGCCAGAACCAUUAGCUAGUCAGAUCCAAGAAGCUGCCAUAAAAAUCUACAAAUUGGCCUCAGAAUACGCUGCAACUAAGGGUAUUAUUAUCGCUGAUACCAAACUUGAAUUUGGUAUCGAUAGCGACAAAAACCUCGUCGUCGUUGAUGAAAUUCUCACUCCAGACAGCUCGAGAUUCUGGCCAGUCGAUGGCUACACAGUUGGAAAGAGCGUGGACAGCUUUGACAAGCAAUUUGUCCGUGACUGGUUGAAAUCAGUCGGAUUUGACAAAAACAACCCAGUUGGACCAGUCAUUCCUGAUGAUAUUAUAGUUAAAACUGCUGAAAAGUACAAUCAAGGGUAUAACUUAUUGACAAAUUAGUUAUUUUUUGGUGUUGAUGAUACAGUUUGACGUGGUGUAUUUUCAAAUUCUUCAUGCAUGGAUCGUUGUUGAAUAGACAAUCCACCUACGCUGACGCUGCUUCUCCUCGACGACGCUUCACUGUUUGAUUGUGAGAGCGAAACAUCAAAUGCGUUCUGAAAUACUUUUGAUAGAUCAUUUGCCGUUUGUUUAAUGAGUUCCUGCUCAAAUUCUGUCGCUUUAUCUAGCUUUAUCGGAUCGCUUUCUAGCCAGGUUGAGAGACUAUUAAGAUCGCGUAGACUAUGCAUGCUCGUUGCUGCUUUAAGUGAUGAUGUAGAAUUCGUUAUAUUUACCAUUUUCUCUGAUGCCUUGCUUACUAUAUUAUUGAGUGAAGCUGCAUCUUCCUGAUUAGGAUAUGAAUAGGCAUAUGAUAACUCCGGGUUUGGUGAACCUGUCGAUGGCGUAUUAUUCAUACUUGGUGAGUUAUAGCUUGAAGUUGGAGGACUGGUAGUUGUACUACGCAGAUUCCUAGCGUCAUCAUCACGGUCACCGUCAAGGAGUCUACUACGCUCGUCUGGCUUUUUACUUUAUUCCUCCUUCCAGAGCAACACCAAGUUAGCAUUCGAUAG
This is a messenger RNA of Wallemia mellicola CBS 633.66, 1523 nucleotides long. RefSeq names its product phosphoribosylaminoimidazole-succinocarboxamide synthase. The transcript has 3 exons. Bases 13 to 915 code for a protein of 300 amino acids. Gene Ontology annotation, biological process: 'de novo' IMP biosynthetic process. Gene Ontology annotation, molecular function: phosphoribosylaminoimidazolesuccinocarboxamide synthase activity. The record is from RefSeq and is a predicted model, not a curated record. Lineage: Eukaryota; Fungi; Basidiomycota; Wallemiomycetes; Wallemiales; Wallemiaceae. Gene Ontology annotation, cellular component: cytoplasm.